AUUAGAGCAAGAAUGAGAUCCAGUGACGAAACUAAGGCAAAUAGGAACAAUCAUAACGAUCCUAGCUUAAGGCAGGUCAUGAACAAGAAGUACAAGAUGGAUGAUGGAGGUCCUCGGCAUGUGGAACAAACCACACUUUUAGAACCUCAUAACUUCAUCCCCGGUUGGGAAGGAGGCGAUGAGGAGAAGAAAGAAGUUUCUUCAACUCUUGCAGGUCUUCGUAAAACCUAUGAUUCUUAUCACAAAAAGGUUUUACAAAGAGAGCAAGAGCUAGCUUUACUCAAGAAACAAAUCGAGCAAGUUAAUCAAGAAGAGCUUUAUGCUGAAGGUGAUGCCAUCUCCAUGAACGAGAAGCUUGAAGAACUGCACAUUGCUUCUUCAAGUGUCAAAAAGAGACACGAAGUAGCUCAGAUGGAUUCUAAGAUCUACUAUCACAUGCUUUCAAGAAUGAAGAAAGAUCUCAUUGCAAUGAAAAUAAAGACUAACGAACUCGAAAUCUCUAUGCAGCACAAAGAUAGUAUAUAUGAUAAAGAGUAUGCUAAGAGCAAGAAAUCUCAGGAGCAGAAGCUGCAGUCAAAAUUUAAACUAAAGAACUUGCUUGAGAAUGUAGAUUUAGAGCAAAGCAAGAUUCAAGAAAGAAUCAAAUCUCUCCAAAUCAGUAUUAAAAACAAAGAAGAUGCUGUCCAAAGAAGGAUGGAGAGAGUCAAGAGGCAACAAGACAUCGCCGAUACAGCCGCUAAUGAGAACAGAGAUUCCGAUGAAGUCAAGAUUAGAGAAAACUUCAUGGCCCAAAAGCUCUGGGCAGUCUUCCUCAAGAGGAAAAUGGAGAAAGAAAUGUACAACUCUUCAGAAGUAGAAGAUGCCUUCCAGACAAUUAGAGCUGCUACUGGAAUGACCGAUAUUCAUUCAAUAGUGCAGAAAUUCUUGACUAGAGAACAGAUUUACUCUCAGUUGCUAGUGAACGUAGCUGAAAGCGAGAGAAAGAUUGACUCCCUAAAGAAAGAGAAUGAAGAGCUCAUGAAUGAACUCAAUGACUUAAUGAUCGACAAGGACGGAGUCAAGGUUGAAGAUAAGAAGCAGAACCCAGAAAUUGAACAACUAUCAACUCAAAUCUCUGAAUUAUCAAAAGAAGUUGAAGAGUGCAAAGACAGAAGUCAGAAAGUGGAAAUAGUUACAGACCAAGUGUAUGGAUGGAGUCAGAAAGUUAUUCAGAAAAUGAUAGAGCAAUUCAAUGAAAACAGGUUAAAUAUUUCUAACCUCGAUGAUCUUGAGAAGCUCAAGAAAGAAGUGAGUUUAACAGAACUUUUUGAGAAGAUCUGUGAUACUACUUGUGAUCAGUUGGAACAACUCAUAGCUGAUGAGGUAAAUGAAGAAGAUCGAUACAUUACUCUGAAGGACUUCUUGAAUGACUUUGCUUCUCAAGAAUUUGUUCAGAAGAACAUCAGAGUUCGUCCGAUGUCUGCUCGUACUAAUGCUGAAGACUCUCAGAAGCAAGAAAAUAUGGGUAAAUCCAAGGAUGGUGGUAAAGAUGACCAAAAUGAUAUGAGAAGCAUGUUAUUCGAACUGGAACAACAAAGAAAAGACAUCAAAGAGAAACAUGUCGAAGCAAAGAGAAAGAUUGAGGCCGAGGUUGAAAAGAAGAAGAAAAUGUAA
Messenger RNA from Moneuplotes crassus, 1653 nucleotides. NCBI's taxonomy places the organism in Eukaryota, Ciliophora, Spirotrichea, Euplotida, Euplotidae. The record is from the annotation of a GenBank genome assembly.